UGGUUUCAAUUCUACUGUCUAUCUGUUGUUAACCCCUGCUACAUACAGUAUGUGGGCCUGCUCGGCAGUGAAACCAAAAAUAAAUUGGAGCACAUUUUCAAAUUUCAAAAGUGUGGCUAAACCUGAUAGCAGUUACCAAACAAGUACGUCUCAGUUUCAAAACGGUUGGUGACUAAAAUAAAUAUCUUGGAAUGUGUCGCAAAGGUGCCGUGUGAUGUGAGGAGGCCAGCGGGAGGAAAGUGAGCUGAUCGGAAUGUAUUACAACCACAGCGUUUCACCUGCAAACACAGACAGAAGAUUUAUUGGCUACUAUGCUCUCGUCCCGUUGUUCUUCCACACGGCCUUGGUUGUGUUUAUGAAGAAGAGAAUGAGAUUAGAUGAGUUGCGUCACCGGCUAAUUCCAGUGUAUAGCUACGACCCUGCAGAAGACCAGUGGGUGGGUGAUGAACUGGAGAGUGAUGAUGAGUUGAAGGAACCACUGUAUAAGGAAGAACAAUUCAACAUACAGUAAAGUGUAGCUAUAAAGUGUGAAAUAAAUGACAAUUCAGCAAAUGACAAUUCAUAAUAUCAAUAAAAAUAUUAUUUCUUGCACUG
Molecule: messenger RNA, 594 nt
Organism: Syngnathus acus (greater pipefish)
Lineage: Eukaryota; Metazoa; Chordata; Actinopteri; Syngnathiformes; Syngnathidae
Product: small integral membrane protein 29-like
Exons: 4
Coding region: 254-511 (85 amino acids)
Source: RefSeq, a predicted model, not a curated record